AUGCAGGAUACGGGAUAUAAGUAUGGCAUAUCAGUCGUUGCCCCCCUCAGUCCAAUUCGAAAGCAUUGGAUCCAUCCUCCGUUUCCUUCUACCUCAUAUAGUUUCUCUACUUCCAUAAACAAUACAAAUCCCUACACAACAGCCAAUCCACCCAAUAUGUCUAUCGAACAGACCAUCGAAUCCAAAGCGCAAGCUCUCCACACACACAUCUUCUCCCAACCCCAAGCCCAAUACACCAACAACCCAUGGGCCCUAGUCACCGCAAUCGAGGAAUACGCCCUCGCCAACAAAAUGAUGACCUACCGCGAUGGCAAGAUCCAAGCCACGAAAGCGCAGCUCGAGCGCAUGCCCCGCGCCCCAACCAGCCUGCUCGAAUUCGGCACCUACGUCGGCAACUCCGCCCUCGCAUGGGGUGCCAUCUUGCGUGAUCUUAACCCCGGUGCUGAGUUGCCAAGCGUGUACACGUUUGAGCUGAGCGCCGUGAACGCUGGCAUCGCGCGGGACUUUAUUCGUCUUGCGGGUCUGCAGGAUAUCGUGCAUGUCGUGGAGGGGCAGAGCUCGGAGUCCUUGCGCGCGCUGCAUGCGGAGGGCAAGUUGACGAAGGACAGCGUGGAUGUGGUCUUCUUUGAUCACUGGGAGAAGUUCUAUGUGCCAGAUCUGAAGAUCGUGGAGGAACUGGGAUUGUUGAGGGUUGGAGGGCUCGCGGUGGCGGAUAAUACAGAUAUCCCUGGGGCGCCGGAGUAUGUGGAGUAUGUUCGGGGGAGUAAGAGGUAUCAGACGGAGGUGAUUGAUCUGGAGGAGUUGAAGCCUAUGCCGACCAUCGUGAUGAUUAGCCGCAAACCUCCGCCUCCGCAUCGCGAUUCCAUCUCAACAAUGAUGACCGUCUUCUCCCUCAUCAUCAUCAACAAAGCCGGCGGGUUAGUCUACCAACGCGAAUUCCAGCCCGGGCUCCGCAAACUCUCGACGAACGAUUAUCUCGUCCUAGCAGGAACAUUUCACGGAGUCCACGCCAUCACCCGCUCCAUAACCCCCCGAAUCCCCAUCACCUCGACCCUCCCUCCCACGGCCGCGACCGCAUCCUCCUCCCCCUCAACAGUGCCAUCCCCCUCAGGGACAUCAACACCAACCACCUCCUCCACAACACCAAGCGCAACAGCACACUCGUUCCCGCUCCCCGGCGUCCCCGUAACAGGGCUCGAGACGCUCGAAACAGACAAGUUCCGUCUGACGUGUUUCCAGACGCUCACGGGGACGAAGUUCCUGCUGUUUACGGACCCGAUGAUGGGGAAUAUUGAUUCGGUGAUGGGGAAGAUUUAUGAGUUGUAUGCGGACUAUGUUAUGAAGAAUCCGUUUUAUCAGUUGGAGAUGCCCGUGCGGUGUGAGGCGUUUGAUCGUCACUUGGGGGGGUGGUUGAGGGGGAGGACGUGA
Molecule: messenger RNA, 1428 nt
Organism: Aspergillus melleus
Lineage: Eukaryota; Fungi; Ascomycota; Eurotiomycetes; Eurotiales; Aspergillaceae
Exons: 6
Coding region: 1-1428 (475 amino acids)
Biological process (GO): vesicle-mediated transport
Cellular component (GO): TRAPP complex
Molecular function (GO): O-methyltransferase activity
Source: RefSeq, a predicted model, not a curated record